Molecule: messenger RNA, 4511 nt
Organism: Loxodonta africana (African savanna elephant)
Lineage: Eukaryota; Metazoa; Chordata; Mammalia; Proboscidea; Elephantidae
Gene: MARVELD2
Product: MARVEL domain containing 2
Exons: 7
Coding region: 89-1768 (559 amino acids)
Biological process (GO): bicellular tight junction assembly
Cellular component (GO): apical plasma membrane; bicellular tight junction; cytoplasmic vesicle
Source: RefSeq, a predicted model, not a curated record
GGCCCCGCCUCAGGAGCCAGAGCCAGGUUUCAGUCCCCCGGGCGACGUGGGCGCGCUUCCUGCGGCCGCACAGGUGUGAAAACCACAAAUGUCGUCAGAUGGCAGAAGAUUCAAGAGUCGGGACAGGUCCUACGAUGAGGUCCCAGUAGACUUGUCCUAUCCAGAUGGCACCAUAAGAACCCUCCAGAGUCUUCACAACAGUGAGCUGGCCGUGAGCGCUGAUCCUUUGCCUCCACCCCCUCUCCCAUUACAGCCACCAUUCGGUCCAGACUUCUACUCAAGUGACACAGAGGAACCAGCCAUAGCACCAGAUCUCAAGCCUAUAAGGCGGUUUGUCCCUGACUCCUGGAAAAACUUCUUCAAAGGGAAGAAAAAAGACCCAGAAUGGGAUAAGCCAGCGUCUGACAUCAGAUACAUCUCCGAUGGAGUGGAGUGUUCACCUCCAGCCUCUCCAACAAGACCAAACCACCAUUCACCCCCCAACUCCUGCAAAGAUCCUCACGGAGGGUCAGAAGGAACCUUCAAUUCCCGGGAAGAGGCUGAUGCAAUGCUUCCCCACGAUCCCUAUGGAUCUCUAGGCCGACACACACAAACAGCUCGAACGUACAGUGAGAAGGUGGAAGAGUAUAACCUAAGGUAUUCCUACAUGAAGUCGUGGGCAGGCCUGCUGAGAAUUCUGGGUGUUGUGGAGCUGCUUCUGGGUGCCGGUGUCUUCGCUUGUGUCACAGCUUACAUUCACAAGGACAAUGAGUGGUAUAACUUGUUUGGAUAUUCACCAUCCUUUGGUGUCGGAGGUGUUGGUAGCCUGGGCAGUAUGUAUGGGGGCUAUUACUACAGUGGCCCUAAGACCCCUUUUGUACUCGUGGUUGCUGGUUUAGCUUGGAUUGCCACCAUUAUUAUUCUGGUUCUUGGCAUGUCCAUGUAUUACCGCACCAUUCUUUUGGACUCUAAUUGGUGGCCCCUGACUGAAUUUGGAAUUAAUGUUGCCUUGUUUAUCUUGUAUAUGGCUGCAGCCAUAGUCUACGUGAAUGAUACCAACCGAGGUGGACUCUGCUACUAUCCAUUAUUUAACACGCCAAUAAACGCAGCAUUCUGUCGGGUAGAAGGAGGACAGAUUGCAGCAAUGAUCUUCCUGUUUGUCACCAUGAUUGUAUAUCUCGUUAGUGCUUUGGUCUGUCUGAAAUUAUGGAGGCAUGAGGCAGCUCGGAGACAUAGGGAAUAUGUGGAACAGCAGGAGGUAAAUGAGCCAUCAUUACCAUUGAAAAGGAAAAUGCGUGAAAUGGCUACCAGCUGCGACAGACAAAAAGACCCAGAAGUUAAUUUCAAAGAAUUGAGAGCAACACAUGUGAAGCCUGAACUACUGAGUGGUCACAUCCCCUCAGGCCACAUCCCUAAGCCCAUCGUGAUGCCUGACUAUGUGGCAAAAUACCCUGUGAUUCAGACAGAUGAUGAACGAGAACGCUAUAAAGCUGUGUUCCAAGACCAGUUUUCAGAGUACAAAGAGCUCUCUGCAGAAGUCCAGGCCGUCCUGAGGAAGCUCGACGAGCUGGAUGCGGUAAUGAGCAGGUUGCCACAUCGUUCGGAAAAUCGACAGGAACAUGAGAGAAUUUCAAGAAUCCAUGAAGAGUUUAAGAAAAAAAAGAAUGAUCCUACAUUUCUGGAAAAAAAAGAACGCUGUGAUUACCUAAAGAAUAAACUUUCUCACAUAAAGCAAAGAAUUCACGAAUAUGAUAAAGUAAUGAAUUGGGAUGUGCAAGGCUAUUCUUAAACCUCAUUUGAAACCACCUUUUUUAUGGCAAAUUUAAUAUUUAUUUACUGCCUUUUUGUAUGCUAGUCUCUGUGAUACAGAAGCAAUUACUUGCUGAGUAGGCUUCCAGUUGUUUUAACAUGCCUGCGAUGUAAAACAGUAUGGUUUCACUCAGACAUUUCAAAACAAAUUCAAAUUUACGGAGGCCUUUACUAACAAUAGAAAAAUGCCUAUGUUCAUUUCCAUACAAUUUCAUAUUUAUCUAUCUCGUUAGAAUGUGUCAUCAUUUAUAAUGAUUUGGAGAGCAUAUCCUUGUGAUGUGAUGAGUAAAUACACUGUCAAUUCUGGUGCUGCUUUUUGCUUUUUAACUCAGGCAGGUUCCUAGGAUUUUUCUAGGACAAAUUUCUCUUCCUAGCCAAAAGUGUCAUUUUUUUUUUCCCUUGAAAGGUGAUUGAAUCCAAGAUCACUAUUUACAAACUGUGAUGUUGAGCAAGUUGCUCAGUCUCUCUGUGCCUGUGUCCAUGUCUCUAACAUGGGACUGAUAAUAGUACCCACCUCGUAGGGUGGUUAGGAGGUGAAAUGAGUUCAUACUUGCAAAGCACUUAGAACAGAGUCUGGCACAUUCUAAGCAUUUUAUUGUUGUGUGCCAACGAGUCGAUUCUGACUUAUGGCAGCCCUACAGGGCAGAGUAGGACUGCCCCAUAGGGUUUCCUAGGCUGUAAUCUUCACAGGAGCAGAUUGCCUGGGAUUUUUCUUCCUGCAUAGCUGCUGGUGGCUUCAAACUAUUGAUCUUUCAGUUAGCAGCCGAGCUGGUGCAGAGCCAUUGUGCCACCAGGUCUCCUUGGUGUUUGUGAAAUCUGUAGAAGUUUUUCUGAGAUGGAUCAAUUUAAUGAGUCUGAAGAAAAGGUCCUUAAUGAGCAAACUCAGUCAGCUAACCACAAAAAGCCCCUGUGUCUCCUGACUUCCUUUUCUAUGCUGUUAGCUCUUACCACAUGUAGCCUUAGGCAGAUGCUUCCCUGUGGUUCUGCGCCUUUGGGGUCCAGUACAGCCUCCCUGUCUUCAGUCAGUAUCACCAUGCACACAGCCCCACAGCCCAGCUUAACCUGUGCACAUCUGUAGAAGGAUGUGUGAAUACCGUUGUUCUUUUCUAUCUCUUUCGGACAUCUGCCCUAAAGCCCCUGAUGGUACAUUUACAUGGGAUCUCACUUUGAUUUAUUGAGAUCCUUCAUCUUCCCAAGAAUUGUCUUGGUUUUGGGGCUUUUUUCAUGAGAAACGUCAUACUUUUAUUAAUAUGAACAACAGAUUACCUAACAAAAUGUUAAGAACCAGUAUAACAUAGAAGCCCUGGUGGUACAGUGGUCAAGAGCUCAGCUGCUAACCAAAAAAGGUUGGUAGUUCAAAUCCACAAGUCACUCCUCGGAAACACGGGGGGCAAUUCUACUCUGUCCUAGAGGGUGGCUGUGAGUUGGAAUCAACUCGACGGCAGUGGGUUUGGGUUUGGUUUUUAUUCAGUAGCAUAUAUUUGUAGAUAAUUUCCCAAGUAUAGAAUUUCAGUUUCUGCCUGAUAUAGCUGCCAUUCAAACAGUGGAGCACUUUGACCCAAGCCAUGGUAUUUUCAGUCACCUCACAUGCAUGUGAAAGCUAGUCAGUGAAUAAGGAACACCAAAGGAGAAUUGAUGCAUUUGAAUUAUGAUGUUGGCAAAGAAUAUUGAGUAUACUAUGGACUGCCAGAGGAACAAACAAAUCUGUCUUGGAGGAAGUACAGCCAGAAUGCUCAUUAGAGGUGAGGACAGCGAGACUUCGUCUCAGGUACUUUGGACAUGUUAUCAGGAGGGCCCAGCCCCUGGAGGAAGACAUCAUGCUUGGUAGAGGGUCAGCGAAAAAGUGGAAGACCCUUAACAAGACGGACUGAUACAGUGACUGCAGUGAUGGGCUCAAGCAUAACAACGAUUGUGAGGAUGGCACAGGACCAGGCAGCAUUUCCUUCUGUUGUACACUGGGUCGCUGUAAGUCAGAACCGACUGAACAGUACCUAACAGCAACAAUGUUCAAAGACUUUUCUAAAGUGAUAAACCCUAAGACAACACAGCGUGUGGAAAAGCAGAGGCUUAGAAAGUGUUGGCUACUGAGUGAAUUUCCCAGUUUUUCUUUGUCAGUGAAAUCUUACCUAGUGUUGAUUGUUAAUAUUUUAGUUCCACAUUCUCAGAAUGUGCUUAGGGCCAGAAGAGUUUCAGUAAGAGGGAAGACCUAUGAAAGUUUCACUUUUCUAGUUUAUGUAUUGGGGGCCCCGUGCUAACAUUUCACGUAGGAAAAGUGCCACUGCUUUAAAAAAAAAAAAAAGGUUGAAAUACUACCAGUUUUGUAGAUUUUAAAGAGUUAGAUUAAUAGUGAAAUGAAGUUUUAAGGAAUUUUAACUUUGCAAAACUUUAUUGUACAACAAUUAUAAACAUUAAUCUGAAAACCAAUGUUGAAUGCUGAUUUUUUAAAAAUUUUUAUAUCAAUACCUAAGUGUAUUAAAAUUUCAGUUACCUGUUUUUUUGUGUAUGCCCUUUAUUGUUUGUUUUUCUAGCAUUCCUGUGUUCACGGGGCAUGCUGCUGCUUGAAAAUAUUUUUUGCUUAUCAGAAGAUAAACUGGAAAGUCAUUGAAAACUUGUAGGUCACAAUGUUCAAGUGACUCACUAUCUCCCCCUCCCAUUAUUUGCAAGAAUUCAAAGUCAAGGCCACCUUUGGCAAGUUGUGAGAUUCCCUGCACAUGAUCUUUCUA